AUGCGGCUCGGCUUGGUGUUGGAAAACCCCUUAGCUGCUGUGAAGCUCGAAUUUCAUCCCCUGUCUCAGCACUUCCUUCAGUGGAUGAUUCCACCACCUCUCCUGCUUAGGCUGGAGCGUCGAGCCACAGUGGCUGCCAGCCUCAGCCUGCUAUCCCGAUGGCCCAUGCGCCUGGCUAUGAGCAUGUUCCAGCUCCUAUUGUUGAGCGUCCCUGCACCCGCUUCCCGGCCUGUGGCUGCCGCGCCGGGUCCUGACCUACCGUGGGUCCCUCCUGUUGCGGGCAUGGGAUAUGUGGGAGCGGGAGCAGGAGAGGCGACGGCGCCGUUCGUCCCUCCCCGACGUGCUGUUGCUGGUCCCUCUGUGGCCCCUCCUCCUUCUCUUCCGGAUCCUGCUGCACGGGCAUUUCCGUUGCAGGUCCAAGUGCCCACGGCGACGCUUGGGCAACUGUGGCGCUUGGUGGAGUGCCAGCAGGCCCUGACACUGAUUCUGGUGAAUUCACAUUCAGCCAUUCUCCGAAGCCCAGAGAGCAUUCUCGAUCCCGGGCCGAGAGCAGAUUGCUUGACGGCGGCUCCACAGUUCGCCCUCCUCCUGUUGCCCGUGCUGGCAUCUCCCGCGCAGGAAGACGUUGCUGUCUCACAGCUGGACGACACGAUCCAGGGUCUGACCCGGCACCUGCACGCUGGUGGCGGAGUUGAAGCUGUCGGUGCGACCGCGUUAGUGGUCCGACAGCUGUGGAGGACCAUGCGUGGUAUCCUCGCAGCCCUGGAUGCCCAUCUGAUGUAG
This is a messenger RNA of Closterium sp. Naga37s-1, 783 nucleotides long. The record is from the annotation of a GenBank genome assembly. NCBI's taxonomy places the organism in Eukaryota, Viridiplantae, Streptophyta, Zygnematophyceae, Desmidiales, Closteriaceae.